Molecule: messenger RNA, 836 nt
Organism: Phoenix dactylifera (date palm)
Lineage: Eukaryota; Viridiplantae; Streptophyta; Magnoliopsida; Arecales; Arecaceae
Source: RefSeq, a predicted model, not a curated record
UAAGAGUUUAUUUUUUUUAAAUAAUAUGAGCUCUCAACUUAUUGCAAGAUCAAAGGGAUAUGAAUUACCUUUGAUCUGAUUUAUUUUAGAGUACCUGAUACCAUUAAUGAAAUAAUUAAAUUUUAAUCAUAAAUCAUAUUUUGAUUUGCUAAAUCCAUCUUGAACUUUGGGAUCUGUGCAAUUUGAUAUCGCAAUCACCGAAAAAUAACUCUGUAGAUUCUAAUUAAACGUUCUAAUUAAAUAAGAUCAGGUUUAAUUAAAUGGGAUUCAGGCUGAGGAUGAGAUUGAGAAGAUCCGGCAUGAGUUUGAGUUUGAGGAGAUCAAGCGGAGUUUAUUCCUGUGGCGAUAAAGGAAUUGCGCAAGAUGAAUCCAAAAGGUAUCUAUGUCAAUAAGAGUCUUAGGCUGGACACCAUACAAGUCUAUGGUUUUGAUUAUGACUAUACAUUGCCCCAUUACUCUGAAAAUCUACAGAGUUUGAUCUAUGACCUUGCAAAAAAGCACCUUGUUAAUGAGCUUAAGUAUCCAGAAAGUUGCUUGCAGUUUGAGUAUGAUCGUACAUUUCCUAUCAGGGGUCUGUACUAUGAUAGGUUAAAAGGGUGCCUUCUGAAACUCGAUUUUUUUGGGUCCAUAGAGACGGAUGCUUCUUUGGACGUCACAAGCUUAGCUUGGAGAAAAUAAAAGAGAUAUACGGCACCCGACAUAUUGGGUGAGAUCAAGCACGUGGACUUGUUGGUUUAAUGGACUUCUUUUGCUUUAGUCAGCAAGGUACUCAAACUUGAAAACUGGGCCACAGAGUAAACUAAUGAGAGAUAACGAGUAAUAAGGUAGUUUUGAAA